Canariomyces notabilis is the source of this 5390-nucleotide messenger RNA. RefSeq lists its product as uncharacterized. The transcript has 6 exons. Lineage: Eukaryota; Fungi; Ascomycota; Sordariomycetes; Sordariales; Chaetomiaceae. The record is from RefSeq and is a predicted model, not a curated record. The coding region runs from base 282 to 5093 and encodes 1603 amino acids. Gene Ontology annotation, molecular function: ADP binding.
CACGUCGCAUGCUAGUAUUCUGUGUAAUUGUCUUUGAACCGGAUAUUCUUAUAGUUGGUGCCCCUCGGCCUCGGUGCGUGGCUGAGCAUCAAGGCAAAACACGCCCUGGAAGUGGUCAUAAAUGGGUUACCUACCUGCCCAAGGUAGUGUAGGCUGGCUCAUCGUGUCAACUUCUGUCCUGCGUCCUAGCCAUCCCUUAUUUAGGCGGAGCGACAAGAAAUGGUUAGGAGUCCUGUCCAUACCUCUCUCCUGGUCAUCGGCAGGUAGCAGAAUAGCAAAGGAUGGAAUCCUUCAACAAGAAUCCGACGGAGAGGGAUAUCACGGCGGUAUACCGUCAUCCAGAAGCCAAGGCCGACAUUGUCCUUGUCCAUGGCCUCAACGGGCAUCCCAAGAAAACAUGGACGUCCAAGAAAAACCAGGUGUACUGGCCCACCGAUCUGCUGCCAAAAUCAUUAGGCGAUCAGCACGCCAACGUGCUGGUGUACGGGUACGAUGCCCAGGUCACCGGUCACCCGAGCAAAGACUAUGUUCACGACCAUGCCGACACCCUGCUCGCAAAACUCACCUUCUACCGCCAGAGUGAGGGCACCGAGCGGCUCCCCAUCAUUUGGGUGGCACACAGCCUUGGUGGCAUCGUGACCAAGUGCGCGCUCCUGGCGUCGUACAAUAUCGGAACCCACCAGAAAGAAUAUCUACGGUCGAUAUACGUGUCCACCUACGGCAUUAUAUUCUUGGGCACGCCGCACAAUGGGUCCAAUGCAGCCAACUGGGGGCGAACGAUACAGCGGAUGGUGAAGGCUUCUACAUUGGGCAUGUUUGACUCGUCGUCCACGCUCCUCAAGACGCUCAUGAAGGAAAGCGAGAUCCUACGCUAUGUCAGCAACAAUUUCUUGGAAAUCCAUCAAAACUUUCAGAUUCAUAUGGUCCAUGAGAUGCUCAAGACGGAUGCAAGGUUAUUCAAGAUUGAAGUCGUCGAAAAUUCGUCGGCCAGCCCUCAACUUGCUGGCGUCACGUACUACGGCAUCGACGCAACCCAUUCGGGAAUGUGCAAGUUUGAGAGUGAACAGGCGCCGGGGUACCGGAUCAUCUCCACCGCGAUACGCCAAUGGAUUGCCGCAUCCAGGGAUACUGUUCUACCCCGUUGGGGAUUUGAAGAAGACGAUCGUCGGCGAAGGGCGAACCUGGAUGUAUUCGAGCGCCUGCGGAAGUACGGACCAGGAAAUGAGGUUGGCUCUCAUGCACGCCGACAUUCCAGUGUGAAGGUCCGCAACAUUAUUCCUGCCCUCGAAACAAAUCUCAACAGCGACCACCCGGAGCCUGGCCCGCCACUACUGCUAACUGACCAGCCACGCCAAGAUCAGAGACCCCUUUUACCUGGCCCAGAAGAUCCCCCUGAUUCCCCUGCGAGGGAUCGAGCGGAGCCGAGAUUUGUCCAUCCCGAAAUGUUCCGCCCGAAUUCGUUCUUCAUCGGCCGUGAGGACGAACUGAGAGCCCUGCACGAAAUGCUUAUGGACCGCAGGCGUAGGUCUGAAGGGACAUCCGCCGUGCUCAUACAUUGUCUCCCUGGUGGCGGCAAGACUCACCUUGCGCGGCAGUACGUCUUCAAGCAUAAAGAAGAUUAUCCUGGAGGAGUAUACUGGGUGCGGGCAAAAUCGCGCCAUGACAUAGAGUCAUGGUUUUGGCGCUUUGCUGAAGACGAGGGUCUUCGAGAUGUAUUGGACCACAGGGAUCUUGAAGAUCUUCGCGACACAAAGAAUGUCAUCCGCACCGUCAGGAAGUGGCUUAACGCUCGGACAGGCUGGUUGAUGGUCUUUGACGGUGUUCAAUUCGAUAUGCCCGACCUGCCAGAAUUCAUCCCCGAUGCUAGGAACACGAGCUUGAUAUUCACAUCAACCGAACAAGCUGUGGUCGGCGAUCCACGGUUCGAUAACCCUCAGGGUCUGCACCUAGGUUUGCUCACCGCUGAGGAGGCUCGAGAUCUCCUCCUUCUUGAGCUUGAAAUGGGAAGGAAGCAUCCAUGGACAGAAGAUGACCGAGCUGUGGCCCUCGAGCUCGUGCAGCUCAUGGGCCGGCUUCCACUCAUGAUCCAUGUGGCUGCGCAGCACUUGAAAGCGACGAAGGAACCGCUGGCUCGCUACCUCAAGUCCUACAAGGCUCGACCCAAGGCAGGCGGUCUGUCCGCCUACAAAGCGGUGCGAGAACAGCUCCAGCUCCGGACCCAGUAUCCAGCAUUGAACCUGAUUUCCUUGCUGGCUUUCUUUGACCAGCAUAUCCCCGUCGAAAUGCUUGCCAGUGGGCUUGAGGCGCUCGACCAAAGCAUACCUGUUAAAACACGGGAUUUAACCUUUGGAAAGCCGAGCUUGAACAACACGCUCAAAGUUCUCAUCGCCUUUGCGCUCAUCGAUCGAUCGGAAGGCGACGACAUAUCUCCCACAAGCUCACGAAGCUCAAAGCGCAGUUUCGACAAGCAGGCCGACCAUCUCGAUGUCCUCCGCAUCCAUAGCGUCGUCCAAGCCUUCUUCAUCGACUCACUCCGUGAGAUGCGUGCAGUCGAUUACUUCCUCGCGCCAGCAACAGCAAUGUGGUGCCUGUCAUACGACAAAGCCGAUGCGCGAAUCCAGGAAGAAUCCAAUGUCGGGCUGCCGGAUGACUAUCGCCGGUUCUGCAUCCACGGCCAGAAGUUGCUGCAAAACGUGCAGAAAUUCGAGAACCGUUACCCCGCAACCCUUGCAGAGGCACGGUCUCAACUGGAAGAGAGGCUUGAGAAGAUUGAGGGACGUAUCGACUCCCUGUCGCAACUGCAUAGGAAGAAUAUCAUAGAAGGCUCCAAGGGGCAACAACCAACGUCAGUAUUUGAUCGGAUGAGCACCUCAUCACAGUCUGGCUCUAGUUCAUCCGCGAUGCUCCUCAGUCAGGAUAGUCAGCUCAGCACAGAUACAUCACUAGAGGGAGACGAAUACGGGGGGUUAGUUCAAUCACCGACGUUGGACUACUCCUACUUUGACGCCCAGGAGGCUACCCCGUAUCCCAGCAUUGCUGUAAUGCCUGCAGUGCCCGAGGCAAGCGAUGACGACCAGGACACGGUCAUUUCAACCGCUAGUCAAAGGACGCAGACGCAUUUGGCGAGUGGAGCUGAGUCGGCCGGUUUUGUUUCAGUGCCGCAACAAGACCACAACAAUCAUCGGCAGACGAAUGAUUUUGAGGACUGGCACCAAGUUAUUCCCCACCAUAGGGUCAUUGGCAGACAGGAGUUGCGGCGCUAUCAUGACCGCGCCGGUGCCUGGAGAGAUAGGACCGUCAGCGAUCCAAGGAUCGGGCUCAAUCGUGAGGUUGCUGUCGGCUCCAUCUCAAGCAGAAGGGAGGCGUCGACAUCACCCAGUGGACCUCGCUUGACAGCCAAGAGCGAGGCAGAGACGGAGUUGUUAAACAAGUUGAACCUUGCAGGGCUACCGGCGCCCCACGAACCAAGGGGAAGUUUAAGCCCGGUCAUCCCAGCAAGGCCGCUCAGCGCUCAAGGGACAGAAGGCUUCGCCCGACCGCCAGUUAUGAAGUCCAGCACCCAAACGGAAACCCAGCCUGCCGAACUUGCGGGGGGUUUUGCGCAGAUGCUCAAGACCCUGACAGUCGGGAACCUGAAGAGGGUAUUGUCUUCAAGAAAGCUGAAGGACGGGGAACCAGCUAGCCCUGUAGACGCCGGGCCACAUCCGCAUGCCGAGGUAUCGCCCUCCGAAGAGGAGCCUCUCGCCCCUCCGGGGCCCCUGUUUCGUGGCAGCCGUUCAGCGAACAGCUCGCCUGCGAACCAGUCUUCCCCGUUCCCGGCACCAUCCUUCUCAACGAUUCCGACUGAGGAGUUGUUACGUCAGCCUGGGCCGCCUGCUGUUGAACGCUGGGAAACGGUCGCCGACUAUCCCACUGACACCGCGCUGGGCUGCUCGGAGCCUGACCAGGCCAGCCAAGAUCCCAUGUCAUCGUCUUACCCAUCACUCUCUUCGCGUCCGCACCCCCAUCCCGGCCAUGCACACGCAGCCCAACAGUUGUGGCUCAGCAGUGAACCGCCUGCUGGUUACUCGUCUCAGCCAAUGUCACGAAAUGCUUCGCAUCAGUCAAACCCAAGUGUUAACGUAACCCAUAGCAACGGCGAUGCGCAUGCCGGCUCAGCAUCGCACGCACCAGCCUCGUCCAUGCUUCAUCAGACACUUGGAGGAGCUGGUGCCACAUCCCUGCCCACAGCAGUCCCCGGUCCAAUGCCCAUCCCGAGCCAACCCCAUCGCCAAUUCCCAACAACAGGCUCGGUACCGGCCGUUGGCGGCAGCGGCGCGCGCCUGUCCCCAUUCACCCGCGCGCGGCGCCCAUCCUACACCGAAACGGAACCUUCUCCAAGGUUAGACAGCCCUUUCUCGGACGUCGACACGAGCUAUCAGCAGUGGGAACGUCACCACGGACGAGCGGAGCAGGAGAUCAGCAGCAGCCCCCGCGCACGGCCUGGCAGGGGCACCCGCAUCUCACGGGGUCGCGCCAGUGAUGGGUGGAAGGGUGGGCGGCGGGCACAGUCGCUUUCGCCGUCACCGUCUGGCGGCUCACGGUCACCUCCUCUUGGUUCUUCUGCUAGCGGGCUGCGGCCGCGUUCCGGAUCGGGGUCCGGGUACGGGCCGCGCUCAGUGUCCCCUCUGCCCCUGCCCGUGCCUGUCUCCAAUAGCGGCAUCGGUAUGGCCACGCGAGGAGGAGGUGGGAGUGGUCGCGUGCAGUACCAGCAUCAACAUCAACACCAGCAGCAUCCGCUCUCCGCCGAAUGGUCCACCCCAGGGUAUGAGACGGGCCAGCAACAGCAACGGCAGCAACGGCAGCCGGCGCCGGCGCCGGCGCAAGGCGGUAGUAGUCCACGGCUAGCGGGCGGCGAGCCAAUGUCGCGGUCUGCGUCUGGAGGGAGUACUAGUGGUGCAGGAAUCAUGGUGGGUGAUUCCCUGGUAGAGUUCGGCUCGUCCGGAGCUACUGGUUAUGGCUCUUCGUCUGUCGGGGGUGGAGCGGGGAGGAGGGCCUCGGGAGAGGUGCCGACGGCUCAUGACGCAGCUGGACUGGGAAUCUCUCAGGCAUGAGAUGUGAGAUGUGAAGCACUGUGAGUUGGAGUGCUCGGCUUGUUCUCUUGUUUGGCUAGUUCAUUCAAAGGUAGACGGGAAGGCAGGGUCAUAGGUAUCAUUGAUGGGUGUAGAAUACUAGGUGUGCGUUGUGACUGAUACUUGCGUUGAGAUGAAUAUAUAUGUAUACUGUAGAUGUAAAUCAAUCUGGAGAAUAGGAGAUCGCUCGUCACGUUAUAGGUAUAUGAGGGUCUAUUAGCACGGAGACCAACAAGUCACUCCGGAGAAGGUGACUGCUUACGAGCAGCGGGACUAUAU